Messenger RNA from Coregonus sp. 'balchen', 17055 nucleotides. The record is from the annotation of a GenBank genome assembly. Lineage: Eukaryota; Metazoa; Chordata; Actinopteri; Salmoniformes; Salmonidae.
AUGCAGGAAAACCUGAACCCAGAGGAUGAGGUGGACGAGUUCUUAGGGAGAGCCAUCGACGCCAGGAGUAUUGACCGGCUACGCUCGGAACACGUCAAGAAGUUCCUGCUGACCUUCAGAGAACCAGACCUGGAGAAGAAGGUACUGACGUCCUCCUCCAGGGAGAUGACUCCACAUAAUCACACUAAAGUCCUGAGGGAAAUGACUCCACAUAAUCACACUAAGGCCCUGAGGGAAAUGACUCCACAUAAUCGGACUAAGGCCCUGAGGGAGAUGACUCCACAUAAUCACACUAAAGUCCUGAGGGAAAUGACUCCACAUAAUCAGACUAAGGCCCUGAGGGAAAUGACUCCACAUAAUCACACUAAGGCCCUGAGGGAAAUGACUCCACAUAAUCGGACUAAGGCCCUGAGGGAGAUGACUCCACAUAAUCAGACUAAGGCCCUGAGGGAAAUGACUCCACAUAAUCACACUAAGGCCCUGAGGGAAAUGACUCCACAUAAUCACACUAAGGCCCUGAGGGAAAUGACUCCACAUAAUCGGACUAAGGCCCUGAGGGAAAUGACUCCACAUAAUCAGACUAAGGCCCUGAGGGAAAUGACUCCACAUAAUCACACUAAGGCCCUGAGCGAAAUGACUCCACAUAAUUGGACUAAGGCCCUGAGGGAAAUGACUCCACAUAAUCACACUAAGGUCCUGAGGGAAAUGACUCCACAUAAUCACACUAAGGUCCUGAGGGAAAUGACUCCACAUAAUCACACUAACACCCUGAGGGAAAUGACUCCACAUAAUCACACGAAGGCCCUGAGGGAAAUGACUCCACAUAAUCAGACUAAGGCCCUGAGGGAAAUGACUCCACAUAAUCAGACUAAGGCCCUGAGGGAAAUGACUCCACAUAAUCACACUAAGGCCCUGAGAGAAAUGACUCCACAUAAUUGGACUAAGGCCCUGAGGGAAAUGACUCCACAUAAUCACACUAAGGUCCUGAGGGAAAUGACUCCACAUAAUCACACUAAGGUCCUGAGGGAAAUGACUCCACAUAAUCACACUAACACCCUGAGGGAAAUGACUCCACAUAAUCACACGAAGGCCCUGAGGGAAAUGACUCCACAUAAUCAGACUAAGGCCCUGAGGGAAAUGACUCCACAUAAUCACACUAAGGCCCUGAGGGAAAUGACUCCACAUAAUCACACUAAGGCCCUGAGGGAAAUUACUCCACAUAAUCGGACUAAGGCCCUGAGGGGAAUGACUCCACAUAAUCAGACUAAGGCCCUGAGCGAAAUGACUCCACAUAAUCGGACUAAGGCCCUGAGGGAAAUGACUCCACAUAAUCGGACUAAGGCCCUGAGGAAAAUGACUCCACAUAAUCAGACUAAGGCCCUGAGGGAAAUGACUCCAUAUAAUCACACUAAGGCCCUGAGGGAAAUGACUCCACAUAAUCACACUAAGGCCCUGAGGGAAAUGACUCCACAUAAUCACACUAAGGCCCUGAGGGAAAUGACUCCACAUAAUCACACUAAGGCCCUGAGGGGAAUGACUCCACAUAAUCAGACUAAGGCCCUGAGCGAAAUGACUCCACAUAAUCGGACUAAGGCCCUGAGGAAAAUGACUCCACAUAAUCGGACUAAGGCCCUGAGGGAAAUGACUCCACAUAAUCAGACUAAGGCCCUGAGGGAAAUGACUCCACAUAAUCAGACUAAGGCCCUGAGGGAAAUGACUCCACAUAAUCACACUAAGGCCCUGAGGGAAAUGACUCCACAUAAUCGGACUAAGGCCCUGAGGGAAAUGACUCCACAUAAUCACACUAAGGCCCUGAGGGAAAUUACUAAACAUAAUCACACUAAGGCCCUGAGGGAAAUGACUCCACAUAAUCGGACUAAGGCCCUGAGGGAAAUGACUCCACAUAAUCACACUAAGGCCCUGAGGGAAAUGACUCCACAUAAUCACACUAAGGCCCUGAGGGAAAUUACUAAACGUAAUCACACUAAGGCCCUGAGGGAAAUGACUCCACAUAAUCAGACAAAGGCCCUGAGGGAAAUGACUCCACAUAAUCAGACUAAGGCCCUGAGUGAAUCUUCUGGAUAUAUCUUUAGCAGUGGAAAUGUCAAACGAGUAAGCAGUGUAUUCAUUUGUGUCAGGAUUGAUUGUCAAACUCAGGAGGUCCAUGAGUUUUUCCUAACUACAACAGGAAAAUGUUUUAGUGUUAGUCUAUAACUAAGGGAUUUUUCCCUGUCAGGUGUCAUGGUCAGUUCAAAAGAUUCAGGGCCUUUGUCAAGACAAGCAAUUCUGCUACAAAUUGCUACACCACUCACUGGUGUGACAUAUCCAGGGCAUGUCAAAGCUAAAAGGAAGAGAGAGGGGUAAAAAUGAUGCUGGUAAAAGGGAAGAUACAUAAAAGGUGAGAGAGGGCGAGAGCAGUUAGAGAAAGGAGAGGCAGAGAGGGAGUGGGAGAAAGAGAGAGCGAUAAAAAUGAUGCAGAUAUAAAAGGAAAGAGAAGGAAGAGGUGAGAGGGAAGGAGAGAGAGGGUGAAGGCAGAGAGAGAGAAAGAGAAGGGACAGAGGCCCCAUUUUCAACCUACUCUCUUUCACCUCUCCCUCUCUCAUCCUCUCUCAUUCUCUCUCGUCGGGGUAAAGGGGCUGUAUAGUGGCUACUUAGAACUGAUCCAAAGCCCUCUCUCAGUGUGUCAGCCCCCAGCCCAGUCUUCUGUGGGAGAGAUAAUCACUGACUUUGUUUUCCUCUAUUACCUGUCAUCUGAAAGAUCUCAUAAUUCACCUCCUGAGUAACUAUGCCAGCCAGACACACACACACACACACACACACACACACACACACACACUAUUCACCUCCUGAGCACAUCCUUUAGGCCCAGCCAGAGACACUGCUGCAUGUGGAUGGAUGGAUAGAUGGCUGGAUAGAUAGAUACAGUCGAUAGAUAGAUGGAUGGAUAGAUGGCUGGAUAGAUAGAUACAGUAGAUAGAUAGAUGGAUAGAUGGAUGGAUGGAUGGAUGGAUAGAUGGAUGGAUGGAUAGAUGGAUUGAUGGAUGGAUGGAUGGAUGGAUGGAUGGAUAGAUGGAUUGAUGGAUGGAUGGAUGGAUGGCCGUUCAGCUGUGUAACCGUUACCAUGCUGUUCUCACAGUGUGAGGCUGUUGUGUCCUCACAUCAGUAUACUGUACUAAAGGGUUUGAAGUGAGAUGUGAAGCAGUCAGCCAGCCUCUGGUUACCUUACUGCUCUUAACAUAGUCUCCUGAGUGGCGCAGUGGUCUAAGGCACUGCAUCGCAGUGCUAGCUGUGCCACUAGAGAUCCUGGUUCGAAUCCAGGCUCUGUCGCAGCCGGCCGCGACCGGGAGACUCAUGGGCAGCGCACAAUUGGCCUAGCGUUGUCCAGGGUAGGGGAGGGAAUGGCCGGCAGGGAUGUAGCUCAGUUGAUAGAGCAUGGUGUUUGCAACGCCAGGGUUGUGGGUUCGAUUCCCACGGGGGACCAGUAUGAAAAAAUAUAUGUAUUCACUAACUGUAAGUCGCUCUGGAUAAGAGCGUCUGCUAAAUGACUAAAAUGUAAAAUGUUAUAUUUUUCUAUUUCUGUUUCUCCGUCAGUACUCCAAACAAGUGGACUCCAGAUUUGGAGCGUACGUGGCCUGCUCCUCUCUCAUCUUCUUCUUCAUCUGUUUCAUCCAGAUUGUCAUUGUACCACAGUAAGUACUGAAUCCAAUAUUUUGGUGGUAAAAAAUAGUAAUUGGAAUGCGUCUAUCAGCCACCCGAUACUGACAUUGGUUGUUUUAUUGAUGUCCUUGCAUCAUCCUUGCAUAUUUAAUGGGAACAUUUUUAUAAUCAUCCCGAUGUGGAGUCUGCUUACCAGACUUUUCUCACAUCCUUUAAUUCUAUAUUUCAUCACUGCAUUUUGGUUUACAACCGGUCCAAAAAAAUAUUGGUAAAAAAACCCCACAUUGUAUAGAAAGUUGGUCAUAAAUCCCACCCCCCUGAAUUCUGCCAAUUACAAAAAUAAUAACAACAAAUUUACCCAUUUUAUUUCGGAUAUCCCCAAAAAUAUAUUUUACGAACAAAUUCCAAUAAUCUUCAAACAAUAUAAAGUCAACUUGGAAAAUCAUCAAUCAUCUGUUGAAUAGGAAAAAGGCCUCUACAACUAUCCCAUCUACAGUGGGGGAAAAAAGUAUUUAGUCAGCCACCAAUUGUGCAAGUUCUCCCACUUAAAAAGAUGAGAAAGGCCUGUAAUUUUCAUCAUAGGUACACAUCAACUAUGACAGACAAAAUGAGAAAAAAGAUUCCAGAAAAUCACAUUGUAGGAUUUUUAAUGAAUUUAUUUGCAAAUUAUGGUGGAAAAUAAGUAUUUGGUCAAUAACAAAAGUUUCUCAAUACUUUGUUAUAUACCCUUUGUUGGCAAUGACACAGGUCAAACGUUUUCUGUAAGUCUUCACAAGGUUUUCACACACUGUUGCUGGUAUUUUGGCCCAUUCCUCCAUGCAGAUCUCCUCUAGAGCAGUGAUGUUUUGGGGCUGUCGCUGGGCAACACAGACUUUCAACUCCCUCCAAAGAUUUUCUAUGGGGUUGAGAUCUGGAGACUGGCUAGGCCACUCCAGGACCUUGAAAUGCUUCUUACGAAGCCACUCCUUCGUUGCCCGGGCGGUGUGUUUGGGAUCAUUGUCAUGCUGAAAGACCCAGCCACGUUUCAUCUUCAAUGCCCUUGCUGAUGGAAGGAGGUUUUCACUCAAAAUAUCACGAUACAUGGCCCCAUUCAUUCUUUCCUUUACACGGAUCAGUCGUCCUGGUCCCUUUGCAGAAAAACUGCCCCAAAGCAUGAUGUUUCCACCCCCAUGCUUCACAGUAGGUAUGGUGUUCUUUGGAUGCAACUCAGCAUUCUUUGUCCUCCAAACACGACGAGUUGAGUUUUUACCAAAAAGUUAUAUUUUGGUUUCAUCUGACCAUAUUACAUUCUCCCAAUCCUCUUCUGGAUCAUCCAAAUGCACUCUAGCAAACUUCAGACGGGCCUGGACAUGUACUGGCUUAAGCAGGGGGACACGUCUGGCACUGCAGGAUUUGAGUCCCUGGCGGCGUAGUGUGUUACUGAUGGUAGGCUUUGUUACUUUGGUCCCAGCUCUCUACAGGUCAUUAACUAGGUCCCCCCGUGUGGUUCUGGGAUUUUUGCUCACCGUUCUUGUGAUCAUUUUGACCCCACGGGGUGAGAUCUUGCGUGGAGCCCCAGAUCAAGGGAGAUUAUCAGUGGUCUUGUAUGUCUUCCAUUUCCUAAUAAUUGCUCCCACAGUUGAUUUCUUCAAACCAAGCUGCUUACCUAUUGUAGAUUCAGUCUUCCCAGCCUGGUGCAGGUCUACAAUUUUGUUUCUGGUGUCCUUUGACAGCUCUUUGGUCUUGGCCAUAGUGGAGUUUGGAGUGUGACUGUUUGAGGUUGUGGACAGGUGUCUUUUAUACUGAUAACAAGUUCAAACAGGUGCCAUUAAUACAGGUAACAAGUGGAGGACAGAGGAGCCUCUUAAAGAAGAAGUUACAGGUCUGUGAGAGCCAGAAAUCUUGCUUGUUUGUAGGUGACCAAAUACUUAGUUUCCACCAUAAUUUGCAAAUAAAUUCAUUAAAAAUCCUACAAUGUGAUUUGCUGGAGAAAAAAAUUCUCAAUUUGUCUGUCAUACUUGACGUGUACCUAUGAUGAAAAUUACAGGCCUCUCUCAUCUUUUUAAGUGGGAGAACUUGCACAAUUGGUGGCUGACUAAAUACUUUUUUUCCCCACUGUAUAUUUAAUGUUGAAAUGUGGGUUCCUCUCUGUCAAAGCAAAUCUGAAAAAUUUAUGGAAAUCCCUUGGAUUACAUUAAGGGUAAUUUCCCUUAUCUGCUUCAGUUUGAUCCACCUGAUGUAAUGGAGGUGAUGGAGGUAAUUGGGAUCAGAAGCAGGUCAUGAUGAGAUUGGUGCUUCUUUGGUGAAAUCAGUGUCUUCCUUGAUUAUUGAGCGUCUAACGCAGGGGUGUCAAAUUCAUUCCAUGGAGGGCCUAGUGUCUGCUGGGUUUUGUUUUUUUUCCCUUUCAUUUAAGACCUAGAAAACCAGGUAAGGGGAGUUCCUUACUAAUUAGUGACCUUAAUUCAUCAAUCAAGUACAAGGGAGAAGCGAAAACCCACAGACACUCGGCCCUCGGUGGAAUGAGUUUGACAUGUGCUCUAAUGUAUAACUUCACCAAAUCAAUGCAAAUUGUUAUUGUUCCUAAAUAUUUGAAAAUUGCCAAAGUUAUCCCCCUCUAUAAAUCUGGGGAUCCAAGAUAUUUUACAAAUUAUCACCCAAUAUCUGUACUACCAUGUUUUUAUAAAAUCCUAGAGAAACUGGUGUAUAAAAGAAUGUUGAAACAUUUUAACAAACACUGUAUUCUAUAUGAGCACCAAUAUGGUUUUCGUAAAAACUACAGAUAUUGCUCUUUUACAACUUGUGUGUAAAAUCUUUACAUCCCUGAAUAACAAUGAAUACGUACUUGGCAUCUUUCUGGAUCUAUCCAAAGCGUUUGACAUGGUUGAUCAUGAAAUAUUACUUGCUAAAUUGCAUUAUUACAGUUUUCAUGAUUAUACAUAUAAAUGGCUAUAUAAUUAUGUUUAUGAUAGAGAACAAUUUGUAUAUGCAAAUAAGUUGUGCAUCUACCAGGGCCAAGAUAUCCUAUGGCAUCCCACAGGGUUCAGUCCUUGGACCUUUGUUGUCCCUAAUCUAUAUCAAUGACCUUGCUGCUGUGUCUUCUACUGUACUUCCCAUUAUUUAAUUACUUGAUUUUAUCACACAAGAAUUUCGAUUGACUAAUCAAUGACGCCAACUCAGGCAUGGCCACAUUUUCUGAAUGGUUUCAGAUAAAGAAAUUAUCUUUAAAUGUAAAAAAAAAAAAAAAAAAACUUAAUUGUACUCACUGGUAAGAAUAAGAAUUUUAAUGGGAAUGAAAUAGACCAGGUUUCAUUCACUACAUUCCUAGGUGUCCUAGUUGAUGAGCAGUUGUCCUGGAAAGAUCCUAUUCACUUUGUCUGCAGCAAAGUGGUGAGGUCUGUUGGUAUCAUCAGAAAGAUUAGUGGUUUGGUUUAUCAGACUUGCUUCCUAACACUAUACUACAGCUUAAGUUACCCAUAUCUCAUUUACUGAAAUAUUGCAUACAACAUACCGAAACCCUGCGAUAACCUUCACCCUUCCCACUGCCGCACCUCACAUUGUUAAUUCUCUAGCAGAUACAGAGGUACCAUACUCUGGAAUUCCUAUCUUCACAUUGCCAAAACAUCAUCAUCCCUCAAUAACUUCAAGCAUAGACUAGGGGUCAGCCUGAUGAACCAAACUACCCAGUAGUAGACUAGGGGUCAGCCUGAUGAACCAGACUACCCAGUAGUAGACUAGGGGUCAGCCUGAUGAACCAAACUAUCCAGUAGUAGACUAGGGGGUCAGCCUGAUGAACCAGACUACCCAGUAGUAGACUAGGGGUCAGCCUGAUGAACCAGACUACCCAGUAGUAGACUAGGGGUCAGGGGUCAGCCUGAUGAACCAAACUACCCAGUAGUAGACUAGGGGUCAGCCUGAUGAACCAGACUACCCAGUAGUAGACUAGGGGUCAGCCUGAUGAACCAGACUACCCAGUAGUAGACUAGGGGUCAGCCUGAUGAACCAGACUACCCAGUAGUAGACUAGGGGUCAGCCUGAUGAACCAAACUACCCAGUAGUAGACUAGGGGUCAGGGGUCAGCCUGAUGAACCAAACUACCCAGUAGUAGACUAGGGGUCAGCCUGAUGAACCAACUACCCAGUAGUAGACGUAGGGGUCAGCCUGAUGAACCAACUACCCAGUAGUAGACUAGGGGUCAGCCUGAUGAACCAGACUACCCAGUAGUAGACUAGGGGUCAGCCUGAUGAACCAGACUACCCAGUAGUAGACUAGGGGUCAGCCUGAUGAACCAGACUACCCAGUAGUAGACUAGGGGUCAGCCUGAUGAAACCAGACUACCCAGUAGUAGACUAGGGGUCAGCCUGAUGAACCAAACUACCCGGUAGUAGACUAGGGGUCAGGGGUCAGCCUGAUGAACCAGACGACCCAGUAGUAGACUAGGGGUCAGCCUGAUGAACCAGACUACCCGGUAGUAGACUAGGGGUCAGCCUGAUUAACCAGACUACCCAGUAGUAGACUAGGGGUCAGGGGUCAGCCUGAUGAACCAGACGACCCAGUAAUCCCCUCCAUGUAGCCUCACACACACAUGCACACACACAUAAUCAAACGUUUGAGUAUAUAAUGUACAAUUAUAAUUAGUAUGCAUUGUUUAACUGAUUGAACAAACUUUUUUUGUAUUUGUAUAUUGGUUUUUGUGGUGUGGUUUUCAUAUCAGCCCUUUUGGGCUUCCAACCUCUACCUGUUUUUUAUCUGUACUGUUUUGUCUUUAACUUGUUUUCUUUGGUGCACUUUUUUAAAUAAAAAAAUAAAAUAUAUCAUUCACAACUUGGAGCCCUAGCUCUUUUUGGACUGAGGGCAGGGCUUUGGGGAUGAGUUGAGGAGACAGACAGGACCUAGAUGAGGCUGGUACCUGAGUCCUGUCACCACUAUUCCUCUCCUCUCCCAGGGGGGCUGAUGGGUACCGCUGUGGCUGCUUGUUCAUUAACAUUCCCUUUUUAUUAUUCUCUCGCUCGCUCUCUCUCAGCUCCACUCUGAUGAUUGGGUUCUAUGUCACCUGUCUGAUCAUCCUGAUGGCUGUUAUGUUUGUCUCAGCAGUCUACUCCUGUUUUGGGGUGAGUACUUAUGUUUUCCAAGGAAUUUGUUUGUGUUUCAAAGCUUCUGCAUACUAUGACCACAAUGUGCAACAGCACUAUCCAUCCAUCCAGUACCCACAUAGCUCUGACGCGUUUCUGUGGCUGUUGCAUCAUGCAGAAUAUAUUUACAAUAUAGUCAUUUAGCAGGAGCUCUUAUCCAGAGCAACUGACAGCUGCAAUUAGGGUUAAGUGCCUUGCUCAGCGGCACAUCAACGUAUUUUUCACCUAGUUGGCUCUGGGAUUCAAACCAGCGACCUUUCGCUUACUGGCCCAAUACUCUUAACCGCUACGCUACCUGACGCCCCUAUAACAGGUCUGGUUUCACAGCAUGACAGGGCAGAACACACAGCAGGUAAACCUGCUUGGUGGAUGGUAUUGAUUUUUCCGGCCCUUAGAGUAGCAGUCCCCUGGAGAGACACAGUCAGAGUUAGGCUGCUCAGUGAGGCCUUCAGAGAGGAACUGGCAUGUAAUUGGGCGAAAGAUUAACGUGAAUGUAAACUCACAUUAGGGGUAUUACUGUUUUGUCAGUUGGGGACGUUUGCGAACGACGGCAGCGGACUGAUGAUGUUAUAGCUGUUGUUGUUGUUCCUGGAGGGCCCUCAGGGUAUUUAAUUUCCUGCUGUCUCCUCAUUGGCUGAUGUCCAGCUUGGGGGGAAUGUAAUAGGCCCCAAAAUCAUAAUGGAAACAAGAAGAAGAAGAACAACAGGCACCUGAUCUUCUGUAGUUGAGGGAUUUUUAUAUAUUGUAAGCGGCUUUGAUAAUAUUGUCAUUGUAGCACUGUAAGCUUUGGAAAAGUGAGGGGUUUAAAAUUCCAAAGAGGAUUCUAUAUAACUCCCCAGGUCAAACGCGAUCCACGAAAUCAGUGACUUUUGCGUCCCUUUGAUAUCUUAAGUAGAAAUUGUGCACCAAUAUUGAAUUUUAAAAGCCUGUUAUAUUAAAUGAAGUGCCCUUCAAUAUAGACCACAUGAAAAUUCUAUAGAUCUGAUUUUUUUGUUUGAAAAUACUUAAAAGUGCCAAAAUUCAGCAUUUUGACAUGUCCCUCUGUGAUUUCUAGGAUUUUAACCCACUAAACCCCUAAUAUUUCUCCAAGUUUCACCAUCAUUGUAAAGCCCUAGUUAUUUGGUUGCUUUGACAGUCAUUUCUGAAGAUUAUUAUAUUUCAUGUGAUUAGUGAUUCAUUUUAAGAAGAAAAUAAAACCUGUCCUUCGUUUUAAGGUCAACCCUGUUACGUGAACUGAACUUUCAUUUUUAAUAUGUGAAACUAAUCCUUUUUAAAUACGUUUUUCAAAAGAAACAUUGAACAUCUAAAAGUCAAAUCAUAGUGUAAAAGCAAGUAAGCUGGUUCUACUCUUUUUGACCAUUUUCUGGUGUUUUGUGGUGGAAAACUGAGCGGGUCGAGCAUAACGCGUCAACCCUUUUAUCCAUAGAUAGACAGGCUAGAAAUGUUUUAACAAUUCAAUUGUUUGAUUGAAGCUUGCAUUCAAUUACCCCUCCCUGUUCCACACAGCAAGCUUCCAUUCCCCCUGUCACAAGGGGAUUUAUGGCUGAUUUAAAAUGAAGUCGUCUACCGUUUUACGUCAACCCUGUUACUUUAUUUGGCACUUAAUAGGCACUUACUAUAGCCAUUCAUUUUUAUUUAACUUCCUGAGAUUGGAAAACAUGUUUUUUAUUAAGUUGAACAUGUGCUCUUUAUGAUAGUGUAUUAAAAUUAGGUGAAAUAAACUUGUUUUUUUCACCAAGUCACACUAGUCAAAAGGCACCUAAUUGAUGGAACUACCCGUCUAGACUACAGUUAUGAAUCAUAUCAAAUCAAAUUGUAUUGAUCCUGAAACUGUUUACAUGUUGAAAAUGCUGCAUGCAUGAUCCUCGAUUUUGCAAGGAGUCUGGUUUUGUGGGAGAGGGGUAGGCAUCACUUCUACCAGCAUGUGUAGAAUUGCAGCCAAAAGUCAUAGCUGGGAUUGAUGGCUGUAGGAUACAAACAUAACGCUCUCUAGUAACCCAAAAUACUGUAGACUGACCUACUAACCAUACACCCCCCCCUCCCCCCUCUAUCACCUCCCCUGGGGACAGUUUUUCCCAGUGCCUCUACAGACCCUGUCUAAGAGGAUUGUCCAGUCCAGACUCAACAGCACCCUGGUGGGAGUCUUCACCAUCACCCUGGUGUUUCUCUCUGCCUUCAUCAACAUCGUAAGUCCCUGAGCCUCCACUCCAAAUGGUUGCACAGAUCAUUUGAAGGGGUAAACCCUGAAAGCAAAGCUUACAUGGUUCUGCAUUAAUGAGUGUUUGACAUCUGUGGGCAUCCUGUGUAAAGUCUCCAGGGUUGUGUUUACAUUUACAUUUUAGUCAUUUAGCAGACGCUCUUAUCCAGAGCGACUUACAGGAGCAAUUAGGGUUAAGUGCCUUGCUCAAGGGCACAUUUACGUCAUUUAGCAGACGCUCUUAUCCAGAGCGACUCACAAAUUGGUGCAUUCACCCUAUAGCCAGUGGGAUAACCACUUUACCAUUUUUUUUUGGGGGGGGGGGGUGGGGGGGGGGGGGGGUAGAAGGAUUACUUUAUCCUAUCCCAGGUAUUCCUUAAAGAGGUGGGGUUUCAAAUGUCUCCGGAAGGUGGUGAGUGACUCCGCUGUCCUGGCGUCGUGAGGGAGCUUGUUCCACCAUUGGGGUGCCAGAGCAGCGAACAGUUUUGACUGGGCUGAGCGGGAACUAUGCUUCCGCAGAGGAAGGGGAGCCAGCAGGCCAGAGGUGGAUGAACGCAAUGCCCUCGUUUGGGUGUAGGGACUGAUCAGAUCCCGAAGGUACAGAGGUGCCGUUCCCCUCACUGCUCCAUAGGCAAGCACCAUGGUCUUGUAACGGAUGCGAGCUUCAACUGGAAGCCAGUGGAGUGUGCGGAGGAGGGGGGUGACGUGAGAGAACUUGGGAAGGUUGAACACCAGACGGGCUGCGGCGUUCUGGAUGAGUUGUAGGGGUUUAAUGGCACAGGCAGGGAGGCCAGCCAACAGCGAGUUGCAGUAAUCCAGACGGGAGAUGACAAGUGCCUGGAUUAGGACCUGUGCCGCUUCCUGUGUAAGGCAGGGUCGUACUCUCCGAAUGUUGUAGAGCAUGAACCUGCAGGAGCGGGUCACCGCCUUGAUGUUAGCGGAGAACGACAGGGUGUUGUCCAGGGUCACGCCAAGGCUCUUCGCACUCUGGGAGGAGGACACAACGGAGUUGUCAACCGUGAUGGCGAGAUCAUGGAACGGGCAGUCCUUCCCCGGGAGGAAGAGCAGCUCCGUCUUGCCAGGGUUCAGCUUGAGGUGGUGAUCCGUCAUCCAUACUGAUAUGUCUGCCAGACAUGCAGAGAUGCGAUUCGCCACCUGGUUAUCAGAAGGGGGAAAGGAGAAGAUUAGUUGUGUAUCGUCAGCGUAGCAAUGAUAGGAGAGGCCAUGUGAGGAUAUGACAGAGCCAAGUGACUUGGUGUAUAGGGAGAAAAGGAGAGGGCCUAGAACUGAGCCCUGGGGGACACCAGUGGUGAGAGCACGUGGUGCGGAGACAGCUUCUCGCCACGCCACUUGGUAGGAGCGACCGGUCAGGUAGGACGCAAUCCAGGAGUGAGCCGCGCCGGAGAUGCCCAGCUCGGAGAGGGUGGAGAGGAGGAUCUGAUGGUUCACAGUAUCAAAGGCAGCAGACAGGUCUAGAAGGACAAGAGCAGAGGAGAGAGAGUUAGCUUUAGCAGUGCGGAGAGCCUCCGUGACACAGAGAAGAGCAGUCUCAGUUGAAUGACCAGUCCUGAAACCUGACUGGUUUGGAUCAAGAAGGUCAUUCUGAGAGAGAUAGCAAGAGAGUUGGCUAAAGACGGCACGCUCAAUAGUUUUGGAAAGAAAAGAAAGAAGGGAUACUGGUCUGUAGUUGUUGACAUCAGUGGGAUCGAGUGUUGGUUUUUUGAGAAGGGGAGCAACUCUCGCUCUCUUGAAGACGGAAGGGACAUGGCCAGCGGUCAAGGAUGAGUUGAUCAGCGAGGUGAGGUAGGGGAGAAGGUCACCGGAGAUGGUCUGGAGAAGAGAGGAGGGGAUGGGGUCAAGCGGGCAGGUUGUUGGGCGGCCUGCAGUCACAAGUCGCAGGAUUUUAUCUGGAGAGAGGGGGGAGAAAGAAGUCAAAGUGUUCAAUAGAGCACAGCGUAGCAGAACGUUUUGCAAUGGAAAACAAAAAGUAUUUAUUAUCGGAAAGUUUUUGUGCCUACUGAAACGUUUUGUGCCUACUGAACACUACCCAGUUUUCAUUCAUAAUCAUGUGAACCCCCUUUGACCUCUGUCCUCUGCCCCCUAGUUCACCUGUAGUACUGGAGACCUGAGGGAGUGUCUGAGCUGGGAGCUGAACAUCAGUCGCAGCAGUGUGAACGCCUGCCAUGCACGCAGCCUCAACUACACCCUUGAAUCACUGGACGGCUUCUGUGGCAGCCCCUCACCCAACUGCAACUUCCCUGAGGUGUGUGUGUGUACGCCAAGCUAGGCUUGAGCAGUCAUUCUCACUAUACUUAUUCUGUGCCAGAAGCGGCCAAUUCAUUUCACAAUGGCAAUGCUAAAACAUUUGCAAAUGUUUGACAUCACUCUUUCAUGUCUCCCCUCGCCCCUCCCCCUUCUCUCUCUCUCCCUCCCUCUCCCUCCUCUCCCCCCCUCCACCCACCCACCCUCCCUCUCUCUCUCUUUCUCCCCUCUCCACCCUCCCUCUCUCUCCCGCUGUAGUACUUCUCUUCCUGUGUGUUGUUGACCCUGCUGGCCAGCUCAGUCUUCCUACAGGUCAGCAGUAUAGGUAAACUCUUACUCAUGCUCUUCAUCGAGAUCUUCUACGUCCUCAUCAUGGAGGUGGUAGCGGUCAACCUGUUCGACAACGUAGACCUGCUGGUCAUGGCCAAUGCUAUGUGAGUAGUUUAGAAUAUCCAUUAACUUGCAGGUACAGCAAGGUACAAAACGUAAAGCCGUGAAAGAAAGAUAGAUAACCGAUGAGUCAAUAGUAUUUUAUGCUAAUGCUCUUCAGAGCAAAGCAUUAACGUGUCAGAUGUCUCAUAUGUUUAUUUACUGAUGUACACCUAGCUUUAGAUAUGAUGGAGGAGAACAACCCUGGCUUGUGUAAAUUGCUCUGUAGAUUAAUGUUAGAUUGAGGUGGAAGGGAUUGAUGGCCAUUUAUUCACGACAGGCAAGUUGCAGAUUUAAAUUAAAACCUUUCCUGAGUUUAGUGGUGCGUUUACUUAAUGUAAUGGAUGACUGUUGGUUAGGCCAGAUCAGGUCCUGUCUACAGUUAUCCAUCUUCAGAUGGAGUGGAGGGUUCCGUUGCCCUGUUCUCCCUCUCUCCCUAAAAUGUUCUUUCUUUGUUUUCUCUUCAUAGUGAGCACAUCAAUGGAACCAGGUGAGAUUUAUGUAGCUUAACACUAUUAAACAAAUGGAAACAAAUUGAAACGCACAAAUUGAUUGAGAUCAAUUGUAUCCAAUAUACUGUAGCUUUAAUGCCUCCUAUAGAUCUUCCUGGCACUUCAUAUGCCUUAGGUAGUUCGAUAACAUUGAUAAACAGUGUUGUGACCUUGUAUAUUGUUUAGUAGUGGUAUGUAGUAUCUAGCGUUAUUAGAUAACAUAGAUUAAAGAGUGCUGUGGCCUCAGGCAUGUAGUUGGUCUCUGUAGUUGAUCUGUAAUUGAUCUGUGGUAUCUGUAGUAUCUAGCGUUAUUAGAUAACAUAGAUUAAAGAGUGCUGUGGCCUCAGGCCUGUAGUUGGUCUCUAGUUGAUCUCUGUAGUUGAACUGUAGUUGGUCUGUGAUAUCUGUCCUCUCUGUCCAGCUGUGUGAUGGACUCUAAGGUCCCUCUGAAGAUCAUGACUCCCGUGGUCAUCACGGUCUUCGUCCUGGCCUUGUAUCUACACGCCCAGCAGGUGGAGUCCACAGCCAGACUCGACUUCCUCUGGAAACUACAGGUAGGUGUGCGUUUGUGUAUUAUUUUUUUUUUUUAACCUAUAUUUAAACAGGGAGUCGCAUUGAGAUUAAAAAUCUAUUUUACAAGAGAGCCCUGUAUACAUUACAAUAAAAACAGAAUAAUAAAACAGACACAUACAGUACCAGUCAAAAGUUUGGACACACCUACUCAUUCCAGGGUUUUUCUUCAUUUUUACUAUUUUCUACAUUGUAGAAUAAUAGUGAAGACAUCAAAACUAUGAAAUAACAUAUAUGGAAUCAUGUACUAACCAAAAAAGUGUUAAACAAAUAAAUAUAUAUUUUAUAUUUGAGAUUCUUCAAAUAGCCACCCUUUGCCUUGAUGACAGCUUUGCACAAUCUUGGCAUUCUCUCAACCAGCUUCAUGAGAUAGUCACCUGGAAUGCAUUUCAAUUAACUGGUGUGCCUUGUUCAAAGUUAAUUUGUGGAAUGUAUUUCCUUCUUAAUGCGUUUGAGCCAAUCUCUUGUGUUGUGACAAGGUAGGGGUGGUAUACAGAAGAUAGCCCUAUUUGGUAAAAGACCAAGUCCAUAUUAUGUCAAGAACAGCUCAAAUAAGCAAAGAGAAACGACAGUCCAUCAUUACUUUAAGACAAUCUGGAAAAUGUCAAGAACUUUGAAAGUUUCUUCAAGUGCAGUAGCAAAAACCAUCAAGCACUGGCUCUCAUGAGGACCGCCACAGGAAAGGAAGACCCAGAGUUACCUCUGCUGCAGAGGAUAAGUUCAUUAGAGUUAACUGCACCUCUGAUUGCAGCCCAAAUAAAUUCUUCACAGAGUUCAAGUAACAGACACAUCUCAACAUCAACUGUUCAGAGGAGACUGCGUGAGUCAGGCCUUCAUGGUCGAAUUGCUGCAAAGAAACCACUACUAAAGGACACCAAUUGGGCUCCCGAGUGGCGCAGCGGUCUAAGGCACUGCAUCUCAGUGCUUGUGGCGUCACUACAGACCCCCUGGUUAGAUUCUAGGCUGUAUCACAACCGGCCGUGAUUGGGAGUCCCGUAGGGCGGCGCACAAUUGGCCCAGCGUCGUCCGGGUUUGGCCGGUGUAGGCCGUCAUUGUAAAUAAGAAUUUGUUCUUAACUGACUUGCCUAGUUAAAUAAAGGUAAAAUAAAAUAAAAUAAUAAGAAGAGACUUGCUUGGGCCAAGAAACACGAGCAAUUGACAUUAGACCGGUGGAAAUCUGUCCUUUGGUCUGAUGAGUCCAAAUUUUGAGAUUUUUGGUUCCAACCGCUGUGUCUUUGUGAGACGCAGAGUAGGUGAACGGAUGAUCUCUGCAUGUGUGGUUCCCACCGUGAAGCAUGGAGGAGGAGGCGUGAUGGUGUGGGGUUGCUUUGCUGGUGACAUUGUCUGUGAUUUAUUUAGAAUUCAAGGGACACUUAACCAGCAUGGCUACCACAACAUUCUGCAGCAAUACGCCAUCCCAUCUGGUUUGCACUUAGUGGGACUAUAAUUUUGUUGUUCAACAGGCCAAUGACCCAAAACACACCUCCAGGCUGUGUAAGGGCUAUUUGACCAAGAAGGAGAGUGAUGGAGUGCUGCAUCAGAUGACCUGGCCUCCACAAUCCCCUGACCUCAACCCAACUGAGAUGGUUUGGGAUGAGUCGGACCGCAGAGUGAAGGAAAAGCAGCCAACAAGUGCUCAGCAUAUGUGGGAACUCCUUCAAGACUGUUGGAAAAGCGUUCCUCAUGAAGCUGGUUGAGAGAAUGCCAAGAGUGUGCAAAGCUGUCAUCAAGGCAAAGGGUGGCUAUUUGAAGAAUCUCAAAUAUAAAAUAUAUUUUGAUUUGUUUAACACUUUUUUGGUGUUACAAUGUAGAAAAUAGUAAAAAUAAAGAAAAACUUGAGUCCAAACUUUUGACUGGUACUGUGUAUGUGCAUAAAACAAUAUAAUUCAGCACACAAUAAACCAAAAUAAACUUAUUUAAUAAAAGCAAUCACAUUCAACUACAUAGAGGUCCUCAUUCAGGUGUGUGUCUGGGCCAUCCAAGGUCAUUGAUACCUCCUUGACCCUCCCUCCCUCCCUCCCUCCAGGCCACAGAGGAAAAGGAGGAGAUGGAAGAGCUACAGGCCUACAACCGUCGCCUCCUCCACAACAUCCUCCCCAAAGACGUGGCAGCCCACUUCCUGGCGCGAGAGCGUCGGAACGAUGAGCUCUACUACCAGUCCUGUGAGUGUGUGGCCGUCAUGUUCGCCUCCAUCUCCAACUUCUCUGAGUUCUACGUAGAGCUGGAGGCCAACAACGAAGGAGUGGAGUGUCUCAGGCUGCUCAACGAGAUCAUCGCAGACUUUGACGAGGUGAGUGGGGAGGAGAGAGGUAUGGGGAGGGAGGAGAGGAGAGAGGUAUGA